Penicillium malachiteum is the source of this 1218-nucleotide messenger RNA. RefSeq lists its product as uncharacterized. The record is from RefSeq and is a predicted model, not a curated record. The transcript has a single exon. The coding region runs from base 1 to 1218 and encodes 405 amino acids. NCBI's taxonomy places the organism in Eukaryota, Fungi, Ascomycota, Eurotiomycetes, Eurotiales, Aspergillaceae.
AUGGAGAGCUCAGCAAUGAAUCCAAUUCUGGAUUAUAUCCAGAAAUUACCAUUGUACAAAAAGGGCCUUCCAUGCGGUCAACCAGUAUGUGUGAUGGUCUCCCAUCAUAUUACACACACCGCCGACCUCAUACAACUGGCUGCAGAGCUUGGUCCACAUAUCGCAGUGUUUCAAGUUCAGGCGGAUUUUAUCGAGGAUUGGAGUCAAGAUACCAUUGAUCAGUUGACAUAUCAAGCGAAAAAGCAUGCAUUCAUUCUGUGGGAGAGUAGCCGGGUUCUUAAUGUAACCGUGAGUGUGAUGGGACGCGGAUACCCACAACAAGGGACCUGUUCAGCUCUGGGAGAUAUGAUCCGCACGAAAUACACAAAUGGUUUAAUUAAGCCCGCAGCUUGGGCGGGAAUGGCAACAUGCUGGGCAGCGGGUGUGCCAUAUGAUCAACAAGAGAAAGACCUGUUGAUUCCUUCCCUUCGCAAAGCUGCUCGUCAAGCUGUCGCAACAACGGUCAAGACGAUUCAAACAGAGAUCUCCGCCGAACAAUCAGAACCAACCCCCGAGGAACCCAAACCCUCCCUCUCUCCUCCCUCUACAAACGGCUGGCCUGAGUUCAGCAACGAUAACAUGGGCUAUGCCCUUCGAAAAUCCUCAACUAUUUCCGUCACCGAAUCCGUUACCAUGCAACCUCACGUUCAACCCGAUGAUGGCAUCCCUCCCCCACCUCUCCUUGCGCGCGGAAUGGCCCUCCUCCUCCCGGGCUCUAUAAAUACUGCUUUCACACCCGAGUAUCGUCAGUCUACCUUGGCCGCUACAUGCGCCAAUGCAGACUUCGUCAUCGGUAUUACGACCAGCGAGCCAUUCUUUCACAAUUACCGUGGAAACACGCUAUUAGAAUUAGCCUCAGAAGAUGGUCACGGGAGCUAUACCUCGGAUGGGGAUUGUUUCUUGAGAUACUCGCCAUACAUGGAUAUGGAUAUGUCCCUGGGAUUGUUUUCUCUCAUUCCCCCGGACUUAAUGCACGACUAUGAUGAUGACCUCGCUCGAACAGUGAAUGGAGAUUCUUCACACGAGUCACAGUCUCCAUGUGCUGCCAAGUUAUACUAUAUGAUAGACCGUGCCAUGAAAUUACGAGAUGCGAAUCGUAAAGAACAUGGCACUGUCUAUGAACCGACCGAUCUGACUGGCCCUACAAUGUACCACGUCCCCAUUGUUGUUCUGCCAUAA